AUGCUUCGCCGGCGGCAGGCCGACAAGCCCGUGGCACGCCGCUUCCGACCACAGUGGUGCCUACCAAGGAGAGCGCCGUCACCCGCCGUGCCUUGGAUCAGUCGAGCCGAUACGCAGACUUGUCCCUCGAUGAGGCCACUCUGGUCAAGA
Molecule: messenger RNA, 150 nt
Organism: Symbiodinium pilosum
Lineage: Eukaryota; Dinophyceae; Suessiales; Symbiodiniaceae
Source: the annotation of a GenBank genome assembly